UCGACGUUGUUCCACCCCUAACAAAGAGUGGUGAUCUGAGCGCAGUCGGUUGAUUUCAUUUGGUUUUUUUUUUAAUUAUUCGUGUCGCCGCGAUCGGAUCGGAUUUCCCAUAAUCUCUGAGCGUUCCGCCUAUCCUUCAAGUGAAAUGUCGCUGAAUCCGCAGUACGAGGACAUUGGCAAGGGAUUUGUGCAGCAGUACUAUGCGAUAUUCGAUGACCCGGCGAAUCGGGCGAACGUGGUUAAUUUCUAUAGCGCUACCGACUCAUUCAUGACCUUUGAAGGCCACCAAAUACAGGGGGCACCCAAGAUUCUGGAAAAAGUUCAGAGUCUGAGCUUUCAGAAGAUUACCAGAGUGAUAACCACAGUGGACUCGCAGCCAACUUUCGAUGGCGGAGUUCUGAUCAACGUCCUUGGAAGACUACAGUGCGAUGACGAUCCCCCACAUGCCUUCUCGCAGGUCUUUUUCCUGAAGGCCAACGCAGGCACCUUCUUUGUGGCCCACGACAUCUUCCGUCUCAACAUCCACAACUCUGCCUAGGAGCACUCCACUUACCUACGUAUGCACACCACUCAGCACCACACAUAAUCGACAUCCAAAGAUGCCCAGCGCCAGAUGAUAACAACAAGCUCGGCAGUGGAACUCAGAAAAAAAAAAUAUAACAAAGCCAGCCAGCGGUCUCACGAUUAUCAGCAAAUACAAAAGUUAGAAAAAGAAAAAAAAAAAAAAAACAAUAAAAAAAUAAGAAAAUAACGCUAACUACUAUUACGAUGUCAACAAAAUGGGCCGCCAGCUCACCUUCAUUUGUGUCCCAUUGUUGCCGGUACUCUCGCUUUACGAUCCACGGAACCCUAGAAUUAUAUGUUCUGCGAACACCUGGAUCUCGCGAUCUAAUUUAGCUAGGACUAUCGAAUUUGGUGGUAUGUGCCGUGCUACAAGCUCGUAUUUCGAAUUCCCGUGAAAUGAGCAGGAACAGCAGGCCGGGAUCAUCGCCUACAUAAGUUUAGAGUGAUUUUCUAGACCGUUUAUAUUUCCAAUUGAAUUAUUUGUACUUUAAUUAUGAGGAUUAUUUUAGAUAGCCGUAUUGCAAAUGUAUUGUGUCGAGUGUCUCGCUCUGUAAACAAUUACUUGAGUACCGGGACUGCACCACACACAGUCGCAAGUAUCGACUCUUGCUUUCUCAUAUGACUAAUUGAGCGAUGGCGAAUUACUUUUUAUUGAGAGAAAAAAAAAACACUUAAAUAUAAAGAUAAACGUUAACAGUUUGGUUGUUUGUAUGAUUGGCGGAAUGGCCAGUUGAACCGGAAAGAUAUGUAUACCCUUAUAAGCUAUUAAAUGCAUACGAAAGAAGCUCCAGCGGAUCUGGCCAGUGGUUUCCGUCUAAAAACUGAACGAUUCACUUGUCGCGAAAUGUGAACACCGCAUCGAAUCCGAAUAGCACCCCAUUGACGAUGGACAGCGAGGCCUUGAUGAGCGCGAGAUCCCGAGUUCGGGUGCGGAAGGAGAACUCCCAGGCCUCAAUGAUGAACACACCGCUGGCCACGAACAAGGUGCAGCCCAGGACGCUGAAGAAUAUAUCGAUGCGCUUGUGAAUGGGUGCCCGCAUCAGAACGCCUGCAAUUGCAAGGACUGGCAUUCCAAGGCGUACCUGCAAAGACCCCGAUGACCACUAUGAUGUAGCCCGUGAAGGUGCCAGUGGCCAGGAACGAAGUCAUUAUAUCGCGAUCGUUGAAGCUGUAGAAGUGGAGCACCAGACACGCUACCGCAAAACCCUGGAAAAGUGAGGGGAUUUUCAUUUGUGGUGCUUCUUGGUGUUCUUAUAAUUUCCGAGUCUAUCUGGUAUUUCGGGUCUUUUCUUUUAAUUCCCAAGUCGUUUUUUUUUUUUUUUUUUUUUUUUUUGACAAACCAUUGUUUAGUAAGCAUACGCGUUGCUUUUUGCAUUAAUUCAUUAAUCCUUAGAACUUGCAGUAAAAUCACUUGAAAAAAAAAUCCUUUACCAGUUCGAGAAACUUGACCACAUUGAGGCGGCCUUUUCGCUCGCCAUGAGACAUUUUGUGAAACUGCUGCCGCUGACAGUCCUCGAAAAUGUGGUCCAGCUUGAAAAUGUACGUGUCGCAACUCAAGAAAGUUCCAAAGUUCUUCCGAUUGGCCUCUUUGGAGCGUGCUCGCGACGGCAGAGCGCUGGACAAACUGAUUCUGAUUCGGAAAUGGAUGACGGAUGGCAGGCAAAUGCGGCUGCAGUUUGCAGUUGGGCGCAGUCGGGCCCAGCCAGCGAAAUUAAUUAAUUACACUUAGGAAAUAGGCUUUUCAUUCUUGUUCCCAUCCCUGUGUAUCCGCCCACGUCCACCACGUCCGCCGGGCCUCUCGGUUCCAUCUCUGAAGUGGAGACCGUCUGCGUUCUCCGCUGCCAGCUGCACUCGAGCCCCAUCCCUUCCAGCUUGAUUGAGUGGAGCAUAAUGUCUGUAUCUGCAUGCAUGCUCUGUGCCGGUGGGUGGCCAGUGGACAGUGGGCAGCCGCCCAAUGGACUCGGACUCAUUGUGCUCGCAUUGCCAUUACCCCAAAUUUGCUGCCUAACCUUCGGGGCCCAAGAUCGGAGCUAAUUCGCGGAAUCGGGGCCAACGGGUCGCCAAUUUUCCGAUGGUAAUCAAGUGGAUAAUGGAAAACAUAUCGCCGGGGAAAUCACUUCCUCAAAUCAUGAAUAAUCUUAUGGACUUCAUGGGAAUUAUUAGGUUGUAAGGUUGUGUUGCAACGCUUUUCAGAUAUAAAAGUGGAUUUGUAAUGCAUGGAAUAUAUUUUUUAAUAUAUUACAAGUACUGUACUUUUUAAGUGCAAUUAAAAGCUUAGAGCAACAUAAAAAGUAAGCCGAAUUUUAUAUACCCUUCACCUAUAGUAACUUAGCUACCACUAGCUUGGACGACUACAGUCGUCCUGUUUUAAUAAAAUGUAUUUUAUUUCUAUUUAUUUUUCCUGUAUUUUUUACGAACGUUAAACUGCAAAUCCCAUUCCGCUCGCUCCUAGUUCAGCUAAAUUAUAUAGUUUAUAUAAAAUUAGAUUAGUAAUUACAUUUCCGACCCGGCCUG
Molecule: messenger RNA, 3078 nt
Organism: Drosophila melanogaster (fruit fly)
Lineage: Eukaryota; Metazoa; Arthropoda; Insecta; Diptera; Drosophilidae
Gene: Ntf-2
Product: nuclear transport factor-2
Exons: 5
Coding region: 146-538 (130 amino acids)
Biological process (GO): mRNA transport; nucleocytoplasmic transport; protein import into nucleus
Cellular component (GO): cytoplasm; nucleus; nuclear envelope
Molecular function (GO): small GTPase binding
Source: RefSeq, marked reviewed